Trypanosoma cruzi is the source of this 354-nucleotide messenger RNA. RefSeq lists its product as uncharacterized. The coding region runs from base 1 to 354 and encodes 117 amino acids. The record is from RefSeq and is a predicted model, not a curated record. The transcript has a single exon. NCBI's taxonomy places the organism in Eukaryota, Euglenozoa, Kinetoplastea, Trypanosomatida, Trypanosomatidae.
AUGAAGCUGAAUGAUUUUCUUACGAUGGAAUUGGGCGGCAGGGGCGUUGUGGACACCAAUCGGAGUGUUUUGCUGGAGGAGCUUUUAAAGGACCCCACGAAGUAUAUCCACGAUGCGGGAGUAUUGGGUAAAAUACAGACAUCAAAUCAUUACAAGAGGAUGGAGAGGGCUGUAAGGGAUGAAAUGGAUAUGGAAGAGGAUGUAAGCAGGCUUUACAAAAAUGGUGUGGACAAUCUACUGAGGUGUUUGGUGGCUACUGCAUUUUUUUGUUACUCGUGUGUUGGUUGCGUUGGCUUUAUUUUAUGCCGAAAUGUACUUGUUUUUUUCUGUUGCGCCACUGAGCUCAAUAUGUAG